Molecule: messenger RNA, 3069 nt
Organism: Amoebophrya sp. A120
Lineage: Eukaryota; Dinophyceae; Syndiniales; Amoebophryaceae
Source: the annotation of a GenBank genome assembly
AUGAUGCUCACAGAGCGCAAGCGGGAGAGUGGGCAUUCAAAAAAACCGCUCACGACAGAAAGGAAUCGAGAAAAGAUUAAGGACGAGAAACCGCACACAACAGAGAAAAGAAGAAUUCGACGAGCAGACACGGCUGCGUCCGAAACAAGUUUAGCAAACAAUCGGCAAAAGUCCAAUGACCCUAGUGCGUUGCACCUCGACCACCCGCUAUCUUGCCCGGCAGUGAGUGAUGCACAAGAGUUCUUCUUUGCACAACUGCCGAAUUACCGAAAAUUUCUCGUGCAUCUGGGCAGCACAAAAGGCUGGCGAACCGUGAGUAAGUUGCACGUCCGGACGAACUAUCUCGCGACGAAGGCUUGGCAGACAACAUCAAAGGCGAAGCAAGAAGAAGAACGAGAAGAUCGAAGUCGAGCAAGACCAAGAUGUACUUUCCAGGUCUUAGCCCACACUAAACUCAAUAAAUGCCAAGCAUGGGGUCGGCGAGGGGGUCCGUCUGUCAGUUCCUGGGUACGGUGGGAGCGACAAUUUAACGCACAGGAAAUAUGCGAAGCAGUUAGACCUACCGUUUCACAAGAAUAUGAUGGCUCUGAUGAACUCCAAGCCGUGGCGGGCACACCAACGGCGCAGACUCGGCAAGAGCGCUUUCAUGUUUCACUGCAGGCGCCUGCACAGGAUGUAACUUUCGACACCUACGGCCGGUGCCAGCAGGUUGUGUGUGAAAAGGCGUCGCUACUGGGUGCUGCCGCUGGUGCUUCCUUGAAUAGAUUGCAAUCUUCGUCCCUUGGAGCUCAGGUCCCAGGUAAGCCGCGAACUUCUUGCACCACUUCUAGCAAAACCGUAACGGUAACCGCCACGGAUUCAGCUGCAUUAACAUUAUCCAGCUCUCUGGCAGUUUCCAAACCGGGCUCCGCCGGCACAGCUCCGGCGGUCGAAGUCACCACCGGAGGAGCAGGUGCACAAAGAAUAAGAAAACCAGUCUGCCACUGCGAAAUCGGAAUGCUGGAGCCGACUGCGGCGGGGACAGCACCAGCUGGAGCAAAGAAGGCAAAAAGCCACAGUAAGCACGCAAGGUGCCCCAGUUCGUCCUCGACCGUGGACACGACCAAGAAGACCCAUCUUCCUUCACAAUCGAUGACGCUCGUAGAUUUAAGCCGGAAAAAACACAAGUCUGAGGCACACCACCCAGUUUUGGACCGCGCAAUCCAGUUCCUCCGCAAAUGUAUCGAACAGUGCGGGGUUCCAGACUUUCGUUCCGCUGUAGAGCGUGGGGAAGUGGAGUUUGAAGAAAAAGAAGAGGUAUCACCGCCGCCCAGGAAAAAGAGAAAAGUUGCAGCUUCAGCAAGUACAGAACCAGCUGAACUAGGCAAAGCUACUACAACAAAAGGGGUGUCAUCAACGGCUUCUAGGGACACCACCUCGAAUAAAGCCUCACACCCUGUUGUUCUCCACGACCCUCAAUUCCGAAAAACAAAAUCCGAUACGCUUCGCUACGUCUUUUUCGGCGUGGAAAGGGCGACGAAUCGGGCGCAAAUCACGCUCGUUUGGAACAGCGACGAGUUCGAAAAAUGCGAAAAUCUAGGCACGCUUGUGCACGAGAUUAUGACGCAGAUGGCAGCUAAUGGCACUGACUCAACAUCUUCCAGCAACAACGUAUCACCCUCACCCUGUUUCCUCCACUCGCUCUGGGUGCACAGUAACCGACUUUCGAUCCAUGGGAACUGCUUUUUCGAGGACACCGGCAGGUGGCUUAACGUGUUCGGACCGAACGAUGGUUGUGUGCUGGAGCGGAUGGUGAAAGGCAAUGGUAGUGCGGAUCAUCAUGGAACAACGCCGUAUCUUUUCCUCCCUCCGAACGUGUUUCGACAGGCGAAUCUGAAAGAAUUUGGGCAGAUCUGUCUGAAGGUGCGAGAGUGCGUCGUCGGCUUUGCGGCGGCGAAGGCGAGUGCGGCGGCGAAGGCGGGCAAGAGUGGGAGUGGUGCUGAGCAUUCCUUGAAAGACAAGAAGGAGGCACACAACACUGACGAAGCUGCUGAAGCCAACAAGAACACCAUCAGCGUCCUGGAGCUGUACGGCGGGGUUGGGACUAUCGGCCUGCAGCUGUUGAAUUGUACAACGCAGGCCCCCGCCUCCACACCAAGCGACAAAAACAAUGGGCCAGCACAGACUUCGGCGAAGGACCCGAAAGCUCCUCAAAGGACAGAGGCUUUGAUUUCCCGCUACGAAUGCUCGGACGCGAACCCAUUCAACAAGGCCUGUUUUGAGAAGAGUCUGGCACUGAUGGAGCAGUGCUCGAGCUCGACUGCGGGUGGUGCAGCUGCCGUGCCACCGCACAACAAGGCUAGUAGCGCUGGUAGCCGCCCGUCGUCUAUCUUUCAGCAAACCGAGAUUACCUACACGCCGAAGCCCGCAAAGGAGAUGGUGGACCGGAUUCCGCAUUAUGACGUCCUGAUCGUGGACCCACCAAGGAAAGGACUGGACGCAGAAGUGAUCGAGGCACUGACGAAACAGGACAUGAAAACUGAUCUUCAUCAUGAUCAUGCUUCUGUAAAUAAACCGUCCGCAUCGAAAAAGAAGAAGACAGGAGCGAUUCCCACCGCUAGCGGGAAGAAAAGCGGCUUAUCGUCCCCGCCGCAGCGUGUCAUCUACAUCAGUUGCGGAUUCCCCGCGUUCAAGCGAGAUUGCGAAAAGUUGGUUUCCAGCGGGAUGUGGAAGUUGACCAGAGCCGAGGGCUUUGUGCUCUUCCCCGGAGCGGACCACAUUGAGACUUUUGCCGUGUUUGAUCGCGUUAUUUGACGAGAAUGACGCGGGUUUUGAUGCUGAAGAUUCGCCACUGGCAUCAGCAUUAUUUUGGUGUAGUGCAAACUCGGCGAAUAACAUCAUGCUAUCAACAAGGCGACUGAAUGAGGAUAUUUUCUGCUACCGUAUCCGUAUCAGACAAAGUGCACUUUGCACGACAUUGAUGCAAGAAAUUUUCAGAUAAUUGGACGAUCAGCUAUAGGCACCGCCCGGCUUGUGGUGAGCAUGUGGAAGUUCCUGUUUUGAACUGCCUGGGGGUUUACCUUGUUUGUA